CGUUCUCGCAUUGCAUUGCCAAUCCAUUUCUGUAAUUUCCCCCUCCACUCCCCGAGAACCCAUCCCAGCCCGGACUGGAAGGUAAUCGAUUCAUGCUGUCAGUAAAAAGCUCUGCGUCAGAGUCUUGUCGCCUGCUAUAAAAAGCCCUGCCAGUGCCGCUGCAUCCUCGCAGACCUCUCUCCACAGCAGCAGCAGCAGCACUACGGAAACCGUCUCUGCUCUCUUCUCUCUUCAACAAACAUGAGCUCCUUGAGUUACAACCCCUAUCUGCCAUCUGUGCAGCGGAGGAGGGUGGUGGUACACAGCGGGAUGCCCUUCAGCGGAGGAAGCAGUCGCUCUCGCUCCGUCUAUUCGACCUAUUCAUCCCCGUCCCGUGCCUCGGUUCUGUCCUCCUCAGCAGGUCUGCAGCUUUCUGCUGCAUCACCAGAUCUGGACCUGAGCCAGGCCUCUCAGCUGAGCUCAGAGUUCAAAACAGUGCGGACGCAGGAGAGGGUUCAACUUCAGGACCUUAAUGACCGCUUUGUUGGCUUCAUUGAGCGCGUGCAUGGCCUGGAGCUCCAGAACCGUGCCCUGGAGGCAGAGCUGCUCUUGUUGCGCCAGAGACACUGCGAACCCUCCCGUCUCAGGGGGCUGUACGAGCAAGAGGCGAGGGAACUCCGUGCGGCCGUAGACGAGGCCCGUAGGGAGCGCCAAGUGGCUCAAGAAAGGCGGGACCGACUGGAAGAGGCGCUAAAGGCCUUGCAGGGUCGCUACGAAGAAGAAGUCCUGGCCCGUGAGGAAGCCGAAAGACGGCUGGUGGAUGCCAGGAAGGGGGCGGACGAUGCAGCAUUGGCCCGCUCUGAGCUCGAAAAAAGGGCUGACAAUCUUCUGGAUGAGCUGGCCUUCCUCAAGAGGCUCCACGAAAGUGAAAUCGCCGAGCUCCAAGCCCAGGUGCAAUACAGCGCCCAGGUGUCCGUGGAGAUGGAAGUGGCCAAACCGGACCUCUCGGUAGCUCUCCGAGAUAUCCGAGGUCAGUAUGAGCGCCUGGCUCAGCAGAACAUCCAGGCUGCGGAGGAGUGGUUCCGUGGGAAGGUGAGCACCAUGGCGGGUGACACGGUCAAACACACGGAGAACAUCCGCACUGCUAAAGACGAGGCUGGGGAGUAUCGUCGCCUCCUGAAAGCUCGAGACCUGGAGAUCGAAGCAUGCCAGGGCUUGAACCAAGCUCUGGAGCGACAAUUGCAAGAGGUCGAGGAGAAACAGAGCGCAGAGAUCGCCGCCCUACAGGACACCAUCAGUGACUUGGAGAAUGAGCUAAGGACCAUGAAGAGUGAAAUGGCCCAUUACCUCAAAGAAUAUCAGGACCUUCUCAAUGUGAAAAUGGCCUUGGACAUUGAGAUUGCUGCUUACAGGAAGCUUCUAGAAGGAGAAGAAACACGCUUCAACGUGGGCGGUAUUGGCGGGAUCUCCAGUGUGUUUUCUCCCUCCAUCGCCGCCACUCCUUCUUUUGGCCGUCCCGUGUUCUCAGUGCAGGCCAGCCUGACCUCUGGCGCCCCCUAUCUUCUGGGAACCAGACUGAUGAGCUACUCUGCCACACCAGAUGAAAUCAUUGAAGCCAGCAAGGCACAGGAGGCCGGGGCAAGUCCAGAGAAAGAAGAAGAGGAAGAGGAGGAGGAGGUAGAGGAGGAAGAGGGUGAGAAGGAGGAGGAAGAAGAAGAGGGUGAGAAGGAGGAGGAGGAGGAAGAAGAAAAAGAAGAGGGUGAAGAAGGAGGUGAAGAGGGAGGAGAGGAAGAAGGUGAGGAUAAAGGAGAACAGGAAGAGGAAGAAGGAAAAGAAGCAGGAAAAGAGGGAGAGGAAGGAGGAAAGGGUGAAGAAUGUGAAGGUGAAGAAGAAGAUGAGGAUGAGAAGGAUGACGCUGGAAAAGAAGAGGAGAAAAAGAAAGGAGGAGAGACAAAAGAGAGUAAAGAUGAGAAAGCCAAGCCAAAAGAGAAGUAAACACACCGGACCAAAACCCCUGGUGCUAUCUGGAGGUGAUCAAACCUCGUGCAUGUAUCUCACACAUGCAGACAUCUCAACAACAACUUCACUGUGUCCUGCUGCUCGAUUUCAGAUUCAGUUCAAAUUAAAAGCAAACUAUAUACGCAGAUGAGAAUAAUAAAUGCAACUAUAGAGUUUGGCCAAAGCCAGAGUAGCCUAUGCAUGAAGACAUGUCUAACGUUUGCGCUUGGCAGGGAAGCUGUAAUUGCAGGUUGCUUGUGUUGUUUCGAUUGCCUUUUUAUUUAUUGAAAUGCAAAUAAUAUUCUUUGAGCAUUGUGUCUGUAUGCCUUCAGCAUUAAUCACACUGUCAACUGCCUAUGAUAACACAAGUGUGCUUAGUAUUCAAAAUGCCUUAGACCAGAUCCUCAAAGAAAGGCUCAUUGCCUACCAAUAAAAACUUGAUAAACCUCCUU
Messenger RNA from Sinocyclocheilus anshuiensis, 2429 nucleotides. RefSeq names its product neurofilament light polypeptide-like. The transcript is spliced from 4 exons. Bases 241 to 1974 code for a protein of 577 amino acids. The record is from RefSeq and is a predicted model, not a curated record. Lineage: Eukaryota; Metazoa; Chordata; Actinopteri; Cypriniformes; Cyprinidae. Gene Ontology annotation, molecular function: structural constituent of postsynaptic intermediate filament cytoskeleton. Gene Ontology annotation, cellular component: intermediate filament; axon; cytoplasm. Gene Ontology annotation, biological process: neurofilament bundle assembly.